AUGUCGGCGGCCAAGAAGCGAAAGGUGGGCGACGCGGUGCUCGAGGCACUUGACACGGCACGCGCUGAGCUCGAGGAGCGGGAGACCAAUCUCGAGCAGCGCGAGGAGGCCCUGCGGAAGGCAAUUGAGGGCGUGGAGCACGAGAAGCAACUCAUGGCAGGCCGGAAGCCGAGCGACGUUCUGCCCAUCAACAUCGGUGGAACAAAGCUCGCCGUGCUGCGGAGCACACUCUGCCAGUACGAAUCGUCGCUGCUGGCAGCCAAGUUCUCGGGACGUUGGGACGACAGCGUCGCAAAGGAUGCUGACGGCGCCUUCUUCAUUGACCAGCCGAUCGAGCUCAUGCUGCCGCUCAUCAACUACCUUCGGGACAAGGCCAUCGCAGCACCGGAUGUGGCUCUCGAUCUUCCUUGCAAUACCAACGCUGCAGGCGAGACUCUUGCAACGCAUAAGCAAGCGAGGUUCAUGCGGUUGGUCGAGUACUUCGGGAUGACUCCAUUCGUCUACCAGCAAGCCUUCGCGAUCUGGCGCGGGGGCGAGGCCCAGUCCUCUUUCACCUGCGGCCCAGAACCAAGCGUCUCGUGCAAGGCGUGGGGCACCUACCAGCUGGGCCCUGUCGGCCACGAGCGCGUUGUCAAGAGCUUUGAGAUCGUGCUCGGAGCGUCCAUCGAGCGCGUGCAAAUUGGAUGGGCCUACACGCCUGAUCCCACGAGUUCCAACUACUUCCCGAGAAAAGUGAAGCAGCUGGAGGUAGCAGCUGGAGGUACCAGGGUAGUGCGGCUCGAACAUCAGUCGCGCACCAGCGAUGCCAACGUGCCCAGCACUGACACAUCGCAGAUAUUGUAG
This is a messenger RNA of Emiliania huxleyi CCMP1516, 843 nucleotides long. RefSeq lists its product as hypothetical. The record is from RefSeq and is a predicted model, not a curated record. The transcript is spliced from 2 exons. Bases 1 to 843 code for a protein of 280 amino acids. Gene Ontology annotation, biological process: protein homooligomerization. NCBI's taxonomy places the organism in Eukaryota, Haptophyta, Isochrysidales, Noelaerhabdaceae.